Messenger RNA from Bursaphelenchus xylophilus (pine wood nematode), 6233 nucleotides. Lineage: Eukaryota; Metazoa; Nematoda; Chromadorea; Rhabditida; Aphelenchoididae. The record is from the annotation of a GenBank genome assembly.
AUGAAUUUUUCGAUUCUUUAUCCACUGUUGUUCCCAACGGUAAUUGCGAUUCUCGACAAAUGUUAUGACGGUCACUGCGCUCCAGCGGGCUGUGAUUACGAAAGAAAUUCGAUUGCAUGUAAAAAUUUGUCAAAGCCACAGGUCGAAUGUUUGAUAGGAAAUUUGGACAAGAUUUUGGUAAGUCUUUUCUUGCUUACUACAGUACGUAUGUAACAAAAAAAAACACCUUCUAGUCGGAUUACUGAUCCGUCAGUGAAGUCUCCGGACUAAUCUUUGACUUUUGCACUGUGCAAAAAAGUGCUAUCGACAGCUCAAAAAACUCAUUGCACGGUACAAAAAGCCAUAGACAAUUCAGUCCUGCAUUGUGGGAAAACAAAAAUUCACUUUGCACUGUGCAAUUUCUGGCUUUUUGCUCCGUGCAAGUGCGUUGCGGCAGAACUCUACCCCUUUUCUGAACUCUCCCUCUUUUUGAACUUUCCCCCCUCAGAACUCUCCCCUUUUUUGAACACUCCCUCUCAUUUUGAAAAUUGAAAAUAAUAAGGUGUGACAUCUUAUACGAUGAAAAUUCUUUUCAAUUUGAAAAAAAAAUUCCAUCGUAUAACAUGUCACACCUCGUUUUUUUCAAUUUUCAAAAUGAGGGAGUGUUCAAAAAGGGAGAGAGUUCAGAUUUUUUGGCGAAAAUCAAAAAAGGGGUAGAGUUCAGUUUGGGGGAAAGUUCAGAAAAGGGGGAGAGUUCAGGCUCAACCUGCAAGUUGCUAUUUUGAGCUAUCGCUCUUGACUUCUUUCGCACUGUGCCAACGUCAAAAUUGGUUCAGCGGCUUUUCGGAUAUACCAAUAUUUCCCCUGUACGGAUAAAUAGCCAUAUUUUCAAAUUUUAUUGAAAUAGACCACAAUUUUCUAAGUCAUCACCAGAGCUCCUAUUCAGUCAGUUCAUAUUCAUGUACCUUUUUUCAGGUCGCAAAUCACAUCGAAAUUUCAUCAAUUUAUUUCUCCUCCUGCAUCGAGCCUCUGAAAGCUUUAAAAUCCGUCUUCCCUCCCAAUGUAAAUUUAACCUAUGUGUCUAUUGAACACUGCGGCGUAACGUCUCUCACCCCACACAUGUUCCACAACCAACCAAAUCUGAGGGAAAUAUCGUUGAAUUAUAAUGAAAUCGAAGACUUGCCAAGAUUCCAUCUCCCAAAACUGGAGGCUUUCUACUUGGAGGACAACCGUGUAAGCUUUGGCAGACUUUAGGGCAAAGGAACUGCGAUGCUCAAGAUUUGAUGAAAUUGUUUCAUUAGGGAGAUUCCGCAUUAUUUUCCCGACAAAAUGAUAAUCUAUUUUUCACUACAAAAACGCUGAAACGUCUUACAAGGGAAUGGACUUUAUGUGUAAAUCGAUUUUGGCUUGGGACAUAGUCAGAUCGAAAGGUGUGUGGUAGUCGAUUAUUCACUUGGGGGGAAAUCUCUGCGCGGGGCUUCAAAGCCGAGAAAAUCGGCUUCAAAGUUUAGACGAAAAUCGAAGGAUAGGGAUCCCGAAAAAGGAGCUAUAAAAAGUGUGAAGCAGUGGCCGAGUGGUCAGUGCGCUCGCUUUUUGCGCAAAAGGUUGCAGGUUCAAGUCUUUCCAAGCUCAAAUCAUUAUUAUCGUUUUUUACUUCUGCUAUCUUCGUGCUAAUCCGGCUGUACAUUUAAAAAAGUGGUAUAGAGAAAAAAGUUAACAUAAUGGAAAGUUGUUUUUGAAUACAUCAGGUUGAUGUUGUGCCCUGCGCUCUAAAACUGUAAAGGGAAGGUGCAAAGCCGUUGAAAAUGGAAAGGUUGCGAUUAAAAUAUACUUCUUGAAUCGAUAAUCGAGUUCAAGGGUAAAAAAUUAAUAGAAGUUUUUGUUUAAAAAAGUUAUGAAUGGAAGCAGAUUCGAACUUGCGACCUUUUGCGCAAAAAGUGAGCGCACUGACCACUCGGCCACUGCUUCACACUUUUUAUCGCUCCUUUUCCGGGAUCCCUAUCCUUUUCCUUUGAUUUUCGUCCAAACUUUGAAGCCGAUUUUCUCGGCUUUGAAGCCCCGCGCAGAGAUUUCCCCCCAAGUGAAUAAUCGACUACCACACACCCUUCGAUCUGACUAUGUCCCAAGCCAAAAUCGAUUUACACAUAAAGUCCAUUCCCUUGUUAACAGUUAUUCUGUUUUAGAUAUCUUGGGUAAAAGACGGAGAUCUUGCCGGUUACUCAAGUCUUAAUCUGCUGAGCUUGGCAUCUAAUCCAAUUGGAUAUCUAGAACCGUAAGCAACAAAAUUCUUCACGACGCAAACACUUCAGAGACGCCUUGCGCAAAGCGCCCAUCACCCAUUUAUUCAUCGACCACUGCCGUGUGUUUAGACUCUGGACCAAAUCUUUUGCCGGUGCAGAAGAACUCAAAGACAUUCAAUUGCAUCACAAUCAGAUUGAGACGGUGCCCGAAGCGAGUUUUGUCGACUUGCCGAGCUUGGAACUGAUAUGUUUGGCGAAUGGCAGAAUCAAUUACUUCAGUCCGGAGGCUUCCUGGAAUGCGCCAAAUUUGAGGGCCAUUAGCUUGACAAACAAUUCCUUGAGUUCAUUUGAAAUGGACGGAAAGGUAGGGAAGAUAGAGAGGAGUGACGACCGAGACCCCAGGAGUCGGGAGCUAUACUAGUCGCGGAAAAAAGUCCUGGGAUUUUUCUGCGACUCUGCACUGUGCAUGAACCCGAAAAGUGCUUUUGCACAGUGCAAUUUUGUUGAUUUUGCCUUAUUGUCGCGCGCGAUUCCCGCGACAAAUCAACUUUUCGGAGCGCGAUGGAGUUUGGGGGGCGCGAGAAAAUCCCAGGACUUUUUUCCGCGACUAGUAUCUUAGGAAUGAAAUUAAGCUAGGAAACAGCCGUAGGAAACAAAUGUGACCUUUACUAGUCCGUUCGCAAAGCCGCUGGAGUGUUUUCGGCGACGCGCACUGCGUAAAAAAGUCAUGAUGCGAGCGACACCCAAAAAAGCUUUUGACUGUGCAAAAUGCGGGAAAUUGCAAAGCGCAAGGUGAACUUUUUUCUCCCGGCGCCUGUUUCUGACCAGCGACUUCCCUUUCCGGACGGUCGAGCAUCAUUCUGAACGGCUAGUCUCGGCUGGCAAAAGAAAUUUUGCAACGGCAAAUAAACGUGGGUUUCCCGAAGGACUGAAAGAACAGCAACAGAAUUUUCACAUGACACCUUGCCGUGUAAAUCGUAAAUCAAACUUUUUCAGAACACUUCCAAAAUGAUCUCGAUCGAUUUGGAAGGCAAUCUCUUAAAGAACAUCUCGAUUCGAAACUUUCCGGAACUAGAGUAUAUCUAUCUCAAGGACACAAAUUUUACGGUCAACGAAAGCCAGGUGGUCAACUGUCCGAAAGUCAAGGUGCUUUACAGGGUGAGUUUACCAUUGCCUACAAAAAGUACGAUUCAGGAACUGACCUUUAAGGAGCUUAAAGGUAACAUGAACCCGAACGCCAUACCAAAAUGGCCAGGAAUCGAGAUCCCUCAAUAUGCGAUAAAUGAAGUGAUUACGUACGAUGAUAUCUUAGAAUAUUCAAAAAAUCAACAUUAAAUUUUUUGUGCAGCCAGGAUAAGAUUUUUUUUAGCAUACAUCGCGAUUGUGUCGCCUUUUAUACAUAAUAGAAAACCAAGUCGGCUGACUUUAUCAGUGUCUGUGAUUGCGUCUAGACGCAAUCACAUCGAAUAAGAAGAGAUUUGGCCAUCUUGUUGAGAAUCGAAUUUAACACACGUAGACUAAAAAAAUUGUAAAUACGAUCAUGCAACUUGCACUUUUGGGUUGCAGAAGUUUUAAGAAUGAUUUUUUUUUAAUUCUCAUUGCGAAGUUUAUGCGAUGGGGUUCCGUACAAUAUUUGUAUUUUCUGAAAGCCGGCUUCUUACUCUACUGCCGUGCCAAAUUUUAGCCUUCUAGCUCAAACGGCUAGCGAGAUAUGGAGAGGGAAAGCAAGCGCAUUCCGAAAAAAUAGAAAAAGUCGCGGAGAUCGGUUGUGUCCCAAAAGUACAGAAUGCCGUGCGUCUUGAAGAAGUGAUUUUUACCAAAAUUUUGAAUUUUCAAAACAUCAGUUUUAUUUCCAAAAUGCUCUCUCAAAUUCGGUUGCUCGUCCUGCUGUUCAGCGUUUUCUCCUUCGGCUCCGAAGGCUUCCUGUCUCGACGGUUGGAUGAAUUACAUCGAUACAGCUUGUUUAAUGCAUUGGAAACGCUGCUGGAAGAGAGGAAGCACGAUGGCGCCGAAGUCUACAGUCGAUGUAUGCGAUAUUUCUAAUUUUUUUCAUACUCUUAAUUUUUUUCUUUUUUUGUCAAUUGCACAGUGCGCAAGUUUUAUGAUCUUGUGGUGCAGAAAAUAGGCAGUCAAAAUUUGCGCAAUGCAAUAUAAAAAUAUCAUAAAUUUGUAACAGGACUUGUUUUAGCAUGCAAUUUCGAGUGCUUCACCUCUUUGAAUCAAGUCUGUUUUCAAGGGAAGUGUUAUGAGCCCGUUCAAAAAAGUAAGGUAUAUUUUAGUAACCUUUACAAUAUCGGAUUUCAGCCUGCGAAAAGACUGACGAUUGUUCGGAAGGAUCUAUCUGUAUCAGCCACGACUUUUUGGUUCGUUCCUGCUUCAGACCAAUCAUUGAAUAGGCAAAAGUUGAAAUAUAUUAUACUUGAUAUAAGAAAUUAGUUACCAACGUCAAAUAAACGUUAAUUAAUGAUUUAUAGUUUACUAAAUCGUUUUUAAUGGCGCCUCAAAUCUUUAUCGACUGAAUGGAGGUAUUCUCAUUUGAAUUCCCGCAAAAGUCUCACAGUUCUCGCUGAAGUCAGGGCGCAGCUCGCGUAGGGUUCUUUCGCAAGAGAAUAUUUUCUCUUGUUUCGCUGGUAAUUUUCUACUCUGUUUUAGGGUUUUCACCUGUUUUUUGACAAUUUCGUUGUCGUAAAAUGCGCGUUUGAGUCAUUUUUCGGGAGUGUCAACUUUUUGAUACCUAGAACAAUAUUUUUUACUUUGAAAUCCCCGAUUAUCCGGUGUUCGGUCCGAUAAAUCCUUGUAUUCGUAAAUUUCGGAUUUUUUACGACGAAACGAAUUCAUGUUUCGACUAUUUGGGUCACAGAUUUGCUUUUUUCCGACUGAUUUUUUUGGGGGUUUACCUCCUAAAAUAAAACCUUUAGUAACUUCAAUUUGAUCUGCGGUCUAUGCAAAUGAAUUGCUUCUGAAAUUGGUAUAUAAUCUUGACCUCAGUUUGCUUUCUUUCAUUCGUCCAUUUUUUUAGCAAAUGGCCCGCGAUAAGCAAGUCGCUCGGAAGCGACCAACCAGCCAGGACAGCUCCUACAGCACGCCUGUGUUUGGCAUGGCUGUCGGAAGGAAGCGAAUGCCAGGGAAGACGAUGAAGCUCAUCAACCCGAAGAAGAAGCAUGCACCGUCGAAGAGACUCGUCAGUAAGUAUUGUUGUAGCUUUUGUUUGGUUUUUAGGUAUCAACCCGGAAUGGAUAAUAUCAUGGCUCAGAUUGAUGUAGUUCGGCUUCUAGAUCAAAGUUCCUUGCUUUAUUGUAUUCAGUCUGGUUUUUAUAGGCGUAGUGCGAAGUUUUCGUAUAGAUUGAAAUUAUUUUUCACGGACCUGGAUGGGUAAUAUAAGUUUGGGUUGAAUUGUUCCUAUUUUUGAUGUUGGUGAACUGAGGCUCUAUUUCAAUUACAACGUCUUGACCUUUUGCUGCCAAUAUUAGUGCUGGUUUCAAAUUUGAGAUCAUUUUGUGAUUCCAGAAUCUUAUAUUAUCCUUGGAUCUGUCUAUGGUUAAUUGUGUUGUUUUUUCAGAGCGAAACGGAGUCCUCAGAGAUAUCAAGCGCCUUCAGAGUACGACCAACCUUUUAAUUCCGCGAGCAUCUUUUCUCCGACUCGUCCGCCAAGUUACUGCGUCAUUUGCGACGGAUAUGAGAUAUAAGGUGGAAGCGGUCAUGGCAUUGCAGGUGAGACGAUUUUCCUUUUGCUUUUUGUAUUUUAGGAAUCUUUAUGAUUUUUUGAAAGCUGUUUGGAUUCGUCUGAAAUUUGGCUCAGUUCUGGUUGUGAAGUUUUCGCCGUUUUUUUUAUAUUACACUAGACAAACGCCUGAUUUUAUAAAAGCAUGUUUUCAGGAAGCGUCUGAAGCCUUCUUAACUCAACUCUUUGAAGACAGUAACCUCUUGGCCAUCCACGCUCGCCGAGUCACCCUGAUGAAUCGUGAUAUGACAUUAGCCAAGCGGAUUCGUGGUCUGGAUAACCUGUUCAGAUAA